Molecule: messenger RNA, 4018 nt
Organism: Xiphias gladius (swordfish)
Lineage: Eukaryota; Metazoa; Chordata; Actinopteri; Istiophoriformes; Xiphiidae
Gene: scarf1
Product: scavenger receptor class F, member 1
Exons: 11
Coding region: 163-2913 (916 amino acids)
Molecular function (GO): scavenger receptor activity
Source: RefSeq, a predicted model, not a curated record
GGAAGGGCGGAGGGUGGACAGAGAGAUACUGCCUCUCAUUGUGCUCCCCUCUGACUGUAAGGAAAACAAUUUGAGAGGAGAGAAAGAAGCCAGGGUUAGCCGGGGCAUAAAGACGCGAGACAAAGAUUUGGGCCCAGGUUUUGGUUUUGGACUUGUGUCGAGAUGAAGUUUCUCCUCAGAGCUCUGAGCGCUCUGCUCUGCUGCUCUUUGUGCUCCUCACACACACUGGAUCCUGCUGGGAAGAACGUCUGCCACAACACCAGAGACCCCUCCACCCUCGUCUGUUGCACUGGAUGGCGUCAAGAGGGAAAAGAGUGCACUAUACCUGUGUGUGAGGGUGAGCAGGCCUGCCUAAAGGAGGAGAUCUGUGUGUUUCCUGGAGUGUGUCGCUGCCCACCUGGCUACUACGGAGCUCACUGCAAAACACGCUGUCCUCCCGAGUUCUGGGCUUCAGACUGCCGCCAGGUGUGUCGGUGCCACCCCCACGGCCAGUGUCACCCUGUCACCGGGGAAUGCACCUGCAACCCCAACCGCUGGGGUCCGCAGUGCCAGCACACCUGCAAGUGCGCCCGCCACGGCCACUGCCACCGGGUCCACGGGAACUGCACCUGCGACGAGGGCUGGUGGACGCCAACCUGCUCCAAGCCGUGCCAGUGUAUCAGGGGAGGCUCCGCGGGGCUAGGCUGCGACCAGCUGACAGGCCGGUGUCAGUGCAAAAGACGGCACUGGGGGCUGAAAUGUCUCGUCACCUGCAACUGCUACCUGUCGCCGUGCAACGAGCGGACGGGCGUGUGUGAGUGCGAGGCGGGCUGGUGGGGACCCAGCUGCGACCGGGUGUGUGGCUGCGACCCCGCGCACAGCAGCUGCGACCCGGCGGACGGCCGGUGCCUGUGCCACCCGGGGUACCAGGGUGUCGUCUGCAACCAUACCUGCGAGUCUGGGAAGUACGGCAGUAGGUGCAACACGAGCUGUGGUCAAUGUAAAGACAAGCAGCCCUGCUCCGCCACCGACGGCGCCUGCGCCGCCUGUGAACCCGGCUGGAACGGCACGCUGUGCAAAAGCAAGUGCCCGUCCGGCUAUUACGGCGACGGCUGCCGGGAGGAGUGUCCGCGUUGCAGGAACCACGAACCCUGUGACCGCGAAACUGGGGGGUGUGCGAGGUGUGACCCUGGAUGGACCGGACCCAGGUGUGAGGAGGCCUGCUCUGACAGGACGUUCGGAGACGCCUGCAGCUUCCUGUGUGGCCCCUGUUUCCAUGGUCACUGCCACCACGUGACAGGAAGAUGCGUCUGCCAGCCAGGCUUUCAGGGAGAGAGCUGUAACAGCAGCUGCCCCACCCUGCAGUUUGGCCUCAACUGCUCCUCUGUCUGUGACUGUGGUGAGGGGGUCGGCUGCCACUCAGUCACUGGAGUCUGCCCCAACAGUGGCAGAGGUGCUGUACUAGCAGGCGUGCUGGUCCCUUUGCUCCUGUUGCUGCUAGCUGUGCUCUGCUGCUGUUUGUGUUGUGGAGGAGGCCCUGCUGGUGGCAAAGACAGUGAAACUGUGGCUGAGGGAGGCUUGUCCGUUCGGAUGAAAUAUCACGUCUACAGCGUCCUGGCAAACAUCGGUGCUGCCCUCCCCUGUAUCUCUAAUUGGUCCUCUGGUCUGCCUCGUGUCACUGUAUCUCACCAUGACCCAGAGCUGACCUUCAACCACAGCUUCAUUGAGCCUCCGUCCUCUGGCUGGGUGACUGAGGGGUCUUCCUUCGACAGUGAUGAGGAGGAGGGAGAAGCUCUCUACUGUGUGCCUCCAAGAGAAGACAUCCCAGCGGUGGCAGGCGGUGAGUUCCAGGAGAUGAGCUCAAAGUGUAACAUGUUCUUAGACCCAUCAGGCUUCAGCAGCGAGGACAUCACCUCACCCUUCAGCAUACCUCGCACCUCCAGCAUUGCCAAGUCCAAGCGGCCGUCUGUCUCUUUUGCAGAGGGCACGCGCUUCAGCCCCAAGGAGAGGCGUGGCUCUGCUCAGGACCCUGGCGCUCUCCCUCGCAACAAACCCAAAUCCAGCUGGGGGGUUUUGAUGCUCUCCGCGCUCCAAAGUCAGGGAAGUGCAGCUAGACCUGGGGAGGAAGAUGCAGCUGAGGGUGAGGAGAGGGAAGAUGAAGAGGAUGUGCAGGCGACAGACAACCAGGAGUCAAGGUGUGAGGCAGGAGACCAGGAAGUAGACAGAACCCCAUCCCGAGCCACCUUGCAGGUCCCUGGGGCAUCAGGAAGAAGACGGACUUUGUCCAACACAGCUGUUCAUAAAGGGACCCAGUUGCCAACAUCUAGCUCUGAUGCUCAGGUGGGGGUCUCAAAUAAGGUCACUACAGUGUACGUGACAGUGGGUAAGGCAGGUCGGCCUGUACUGGAGACAAACUCUGAAGGCCCUGUUCAGGCCAUGCUGCGAAGACUCGGCAGCAUCCAGAGACAAAGGGAGCAGGACUCUGGAAAGUCAAAAUCCAAGGGAGGCGAAGGGAUUACCAAACCACCCAGGAGGAAGCUUGGAGCUCGUGCGAGUGUCUGGGAGCAGGGAGGGCCGUCUGGAGGGGAGGUUGGCGUAUGUAAGCCCAUGAGGAGGAAGCAUGCUUCCCACAACUCCUCUGAGACAGCGGGCGCUAAUGACACCCCACCAUCAGACAGCGGCACUCCAAAACGGCCACUGUCAUCCAUUUUGAAGAGCGUGCCAGAGGUGGCUUCAGCUGACUCAGGGUCAGAUCUGAGGGCUGAAGGAGACACAAGGCAGGACUGCAGCACAGGACAAACUGAGAGCGGCUACCUGACUGUGGGACCAGCCGGAGACGCUGCAAGUCUCACAGAGGUCAUAGCCAACGAAGGAGCAGUGGUCAGCGCGAACGAUGAACCCUGCUAUGAAAAUGUCAUGAUAAACCACUCGUGACCUCUGACUAACCACGUCAUCAGCAGGUCUGAUCUUAUUACAGAUGCAUAUUUAUUUUUCUGAGGUUAUCAUUGUUACAGAAACAAACUUAGUGACUACUGUAAAUUUUAGUUAACAGAUCACAAAUUCGUCAAUUAUGGUGUUAUUUUUAACAGUUGUGUAAAAGUGCAGCUUAUAUAUUGAUAUUUAUGCAGCGUGAUAUCACAAAAUGACAUGAUCCUUUAGCCUCAUCUCUAAGGAAUAUAGAUGAAACACCAGGUGUUGCAUUCAUUCAUCUCCAGUUUCACAUGAACAUGAGUAUUUGGCCAAUUGAGUGGUAAUUGUUUUUAUUUGCUCCAGUGAUGCACGUUGUGUUAGGUUUGUACAUACAAGUACUGUAAUACCUGGGCCUUUGUCUGCUUCUUGAGUCAGAAGGUAUAAACAGGCAUAAGGUUUGUUGUACAACGACAAGGACAGAUGACACAAAUAUCAUUACAGCUGUGAAGAAUGUAUCUCAUCACAGUACGAUGACCUGCGUUGUUAAUUUUGAUGAACACGGACAUGUUUUAAGCAUGAGAAUAAGAUUUGCUGCUGUACAUCCUGUAGACAUCUGUCAAAUGCCACAAAAAUUGAACUGGGUUGUUCUCUCUGUGCAUUAUGUUACAUUUUGCCCUGUUCUACCGAUCAGUACAUGUCAGAAAACUGGAAAUGUAAAAAUGUUUUCACAUCUACAACCUACGGUCAAAGUGUCCUCAAGCAUGAACCCACCUGUCACUGCACUCUGACUUCUGAUGUGACAGUUACAUAAUGCUGCUUUUGGGUAAAACACAUUAUUGCAAUUUAGGAAUUUUUCUUUUUCUUACUCAAAGAAAAAUCUGUAUGACCAAGGUUUUACGACUCCUAUCAUGUCAUGAGUGUUUUAUAUUUCCAAAUCACUGUAUAUAUAUGUGCACAAUUAAUAAUGAGGAAAUAAACGUGUUGAAUUCUGUAGAUACAUGACUUAGAAAACAUCAGUGAUUUCCUGUCUGUGUGUCUCUUUGAAUGGGGGCAAUGUAACAAAAUCCUCAAUUAUUAUGACCUGGAAUUUGUAAUUGUUGUAAACUGUUGCAGAUUAUUUAAAAAAACA